CUAAGCCCCAUGGAGACAGUCACAGGUUUUUAUUCUCCGAAGUGGGUGCAGCAGGCGUGAGCUGCUGAGGGCCAUUACCUUCUCCUUCCCUCUCAGUCAUGCCUGUCAGGAUGGCUCUGCAGACCCCGAGAGGCCUUGGUACAGCAGCGGUGCUGGUGGUGCUGGUGGUGCUGAGCAGCCCAGUGGCUGAGGGCCGAGACACUCCAAAGGAUUCCGUGUACCAGUUUAAGGGCCAGUGCUACUUCACCAACGGGACGCAGCGGGUGCGGCUGGUGACCAGAAACAUCUACAACCGCGAGGAGUUCGCGCGCUUCGACAGCGAGGUGGGCGAGUACCGCGCGGUGACCGAGCUGGGGCGGCGGAGCGCCGAGUACUGGAACAGCCAGAAGGAGAUCCUGGAGCAGAGGCGCGCCGAGCUGGACACCGUGUGCAGACACAACUACGAGCUGGAGGAACUCUUCGUCCUGCAGCGCCGAGUGGAGCCAAUGGUAACCAUCUCGCCAUCCAAGACAGAGGCCCUGAACCACCACAACCUGCUGGUCUGCUCGGUGUCGGAUUUCUAUCCAGGCCAGGUCAAAGUACGCUGGUUCCGGAAUGGCCAGGAGGAGACAGCUGGUGUCGUGUCCACCCCUGUUAUUAGGAACGGGGACUGGACCUUCCAGAUCCUAGUGAUGCUGGAGAUGACCCCCCAGCGUGGAGACGUCUACACCUGCCACGUGGAGCAUCCCAGCCUCCAGAGCCCCAUCACAGUGGAGUGGCGGGCACAGUCUGAAUCUGCACAGAGCAAGAUGCUGAGUGGCAUCGGGGGCUUCGUGCUGGGGCUGAUCUUCCUUGGGCUGGGUGUUUUCAUCCGUCGCAGGAGUCAGAAAGGAACUCGUGGGCCUCCACCUGCAGGGCUCCUGCACUGACUCCUGAGUGUAUUCUGACUGGGAUUGGCUAUCGCUCUUCUGUAAGGCCUGCCUGUUCCACCUCAGAGUCCCCGCCACAACUGUCUGUCCUCUUCUGAGAUCGGAGUCCUGCAGUGGCUCCAUUGCAGCUGCCACCUUAGCUGUGACUGCUCCUAAGGAUCUGGGCUGCUGCCUCCUGUACUGUCCCCGGAGCCUCUGCCUGUGCACUGCGGCAGGAUCUAUUCAGACCCUGCGGACUUUCUCUGCUCCAUUGUCCCCUACAGAGUGCUCAAGAGAAACAUGGAAACCAUCUGCCUGGCUCUAGAGCUUUUUUUCAUAAUUAAACAUGAUUUUGAGUUAUCUGUA
Molecule: messenger RNA, 1253 nt
Organism: Heterocephalus glaber (naked mole-rat)
Lineage: Eukaryota; Metazoa; Chordata; Mammalia; Rodentia; Bathyergidae
Product: HLA class II histocompatibility antigen, DQ beta 1 chain
Biological process (GO): antigen processing and presentation; immune response
Cellular component (GO): membrane; MHC class II protein complex
Source: RefSeq, a predicted model, not a curated record